AUGAGCGAUGUUUACAGCUUUGGAGUGGUGCUCUUGAAGCUACUAACUGGGAGAAGAUCAAUGGACAAGACCAGGCCUAACAGGGAGAAGAACCUAGCAGAAUGGGCUAGGCCUCAACUGAACUAUUCCAGGAAGCUCACCAGAAUAAUGGAUCCAAGAGUUGAAGGCCAAUACUCAGAAGCAGGGGCUCAAAAGGCUGCUGCAUUGGCUUACUGGUGCAUGAGCCACAUGCCAAAGCAUAGACCAACAAUGAGCACUGUGGUUAAGACCCUGGAGCCUCUCCAGGACUACCAAGAUAUUCCUAUUGGGCCCUUUAUGUACACAGUCCAAAGUGAAAAUGACUUGCAUAAGGAGGAGAUAAAGGAAGGAGGAGAAGCACAGAAGGAACCGAAAAAAGAAAGUUCCCAUCAAGGCCAUAGGCUUAAGAUCAGGUCACCAAAAUCCCAAACCAUUUAUUCAGAAACCGCUUUACGCCAGAACCUCAGUAAAACCACAGCACAAACCUGA
Vitis vinifera (wine grape) is the source of this 507-nucleotide messenger RNA. Its product is annotated as serine/threonine-protein kinase RIPK-like. The coding region runs from base 1 to 507 and encodes 168 amino acids. The transcript has a single exon. Lineage: Eukaryota; Viridiplantae; Streptophyta; Magnoliopsida; Vitales; Vitaceae. The record is from RefSeq and is a predicted model, not a curated record. Gene Ontology annotation, biological process: protein phosphorylation. Gene Ontology annotation, molecular function: ATP binding; protein kinase activity.